UUGAAGAGAGGAAGGAAAUUGGAAAGUGGGUCCGCUGCUUAUCGUCGCUGCCGCUGCUGCAAUAUAAACCACUCUGUUCUCGAACUCUUGGAUUCGAAGCGACUUGUUCGGAGUGGGAGGUGAUUGGUUCCGGCUUUUAAUGCCAAGUGAGAAAUGCAGGUAGUUGGUUGCUGUCAACAACAACAACAGGAGCCCCUCGGCGAGCGGAGGAGAGCUAACAUGCUAACCGCAAACUUUUAAACAAGUUGUCAGAUGCUCGUCUUCUAAAAGUGCCUCCAACUUGAUCUUCUUUUUCGUUACCGACUCCUAAAAGACCAUGGCAUCUGAUGUGAUUGAGAGCGAGUCGCUGAAGGCUGUGAGUGAUCGGAGUUUGAACAAUAGCAGCGUAGAGUUUGUCACACCCGGGCGGAUUCGUGAGGACUCGGGGAACCGACACAGUGCUUCAUCUUCAGGAGUGUCCGGAGAAGGUGACGAUGAGGAGUCGGACGAGUUACACCACAGCACGGCGUCCACUGUCGAAAAUGGCCAAGAGGCUCUCGAGGAGAGUCUGACCAAAACAAGUGGAAGUCCACAGACUUCUGACAAUGAAGUGUUGGGGGCAAGAAGCUCGACCCCAGACCCAGUUCCCUUGUCCUCCUCAAGACCCAUUGGAAGCCUGGAGCGCCAAGAAUCGGUUGCCACUACAGAAGCUCGGCUACGCAUGGAGGGAGUGGAGCUGAAGGAAGAGUGGCAGGAUGAAGAUUUUCCACGACCUUUACCUGAGGAGGAGGAAGAGGAGCUUGAACAGGAGCUGUUCGCCGGAACGUCAGAGGAAUCGGAUCCUGGAUAUGCAGUCAACCAUGGCAAAAGACAGAGGAAGAAACUGGCCGCCCCAGAUAUCAGCCUCACCCUGGACCACAGUGAAGGUUCUAUUUUGUCCGACGAGCUGGAGGAAAGCACUGAGCUGGAUUUGGACGACAUCGACACGCCGUCCGACGACAGCAACGAGUUUGAGUGGGAAGAUGAUCUCCCCAAACCAAAAAGCACGGAACUGUUGCAGAAGGGUGUGGAGACGGUGCAGCAGUACUCCGUCAUGGAGGAGAGGGAUGAGGGCCGGCGCUGGAGGGUCUUCAGGAUCGGAGACCAGGAGCACAGGGUGGACAUGAAGGCCAUCGAGCCCUACAAGAGGGUCAUCAGCCACGGAGGUUACUAUGGCGACGGCCUGAACGCCAUAAUUGUCUUCGCUGUCUGCUUCAUGCCUGAGAGCAACAAGCCAAACUACAGAUACAUCAUGGAGAAUUUAUUCAAGUACGUCAUUGGCACCCUGGAACUGCUGGUGGCCGAAAACUACAUGAUCGUGUAUCUGAAUGGAGCGACGUCCCGGAAGAAGAUGCCCACCGUGGGCUGGCUCAGGAAGUGCUACCAGCAGAUUGACAGGAGGUUAAGAAAGAACUUAAAGUCUUUGAUAAUCGUUCAUCCGUCGUGGUUCAUCCGCACACUUCUGGCUCUCACCAAACCAUUCAUAAGCUCAAAGUUUUCUCAGAAAAUCAAGUACGUCUUCAGUUUGUCUGACCUGGCGGAGUUGGUGCCGAUGGAAUAUGUUUCCAUACCAGAAUGUAUAAAGCAGUUUGACGAGGAUAAAAAUAAGAAAAGCCAUAAGAGAAUCGACCAGGACAUGCACGGCAAAGUGGAGGUGGCGGCGGCCGCGGAUCCGGAGUGACCCGCUGUCACACCACCAGAAAGUCUCAGACCACCAUCGGACCCAUGUCUCAUCAGGAAAAGUGCCUUCGCUGCUUCUGCUGCCGCCGCGACACGCCGUGUUUUAACCCUUUUAUUUCUGCUGUCACACCUGGAUUAGCCGGCCGCAGACGACUGGAGACGCCCUGUUACCAACUGAUGCAUGUUCCGCUUUCUGAAUAUAUAUAUUUAUCUUCGAAGCAUAGGGGAGACAAAGUAAUAUAUUUUUAUGGUUGUUCUGAUUUUAAGGUCUGCGUGGCCUUUCACACACACACACACACCGGACGCGAUCACUGCUGAUUAUUAGAAUCCUGCCGCGGGGAGCUGAAGCCCCCACUUGAAUGUGCCCCCGCUUUGUGGAGGUAUUUGUAACAACGCAAGACUGAAACUAUUAUUUUCUCCAAUUAAAGUUGUAAAUCAAUGCAACGCUCUGUGUCCAUCGGUUUUCACAUGUCACUUGUGUGUCGCCGUCUUUGACAUUUAUACAGGUGUAAUGUCAGUAAUAAACACGUUUACAGCACCAGACAACUGCAAUCUGAGGUUUGGAGUACACAAACCAUAA
Messenger RNA from Synchiropus splendidus (mandarinfish), 2278 nucleotides. It is a transcript of the gene bnip2, whose product is annotated as BCL2 interacting protein 2. Gene Ontology annotation, biological process: apoptotic process. The record is from RefSeq and is a predicted model, not a curated record. The transcript has 11 exons. Bases 317 to 1699 code for a protein of 460 amino acids. Gene Ontology annotation, cellular component: cytoplasm. Lineage: Eukaryota; Metazoa; Chordata; Actinopteri; Syngnathiformes; Callionymidae.